Phragmites australis (common reed) is the source of this 1748-nucleotide messenger RNA. RefSeq lists its product as uncharacterized. The transcript has 9 exons. Bases 93 to 1583 code for a protein of 496 amino acids. The record is from RefSeq and is a predicted model, not a curated record. Lineage: Eukaryota; Viridiplantae; Streptophyta; Magnoliopsida; Poales; Poaceae.
CGUGAAACGAACAAUCAAACGUCGCCAACUCGCCUCUCCAGCAACCGAACCAUCGCCUCGCCGCCUCGCGCCUCUUCCAAGCAGAGUCUCCAAUGCCGCGCCGCCGGCCCCCCGGCCCCCUCCCUCCCGCCGACCGCGACCUCGCCGAGGAGGUCCUCUAUCUCCACUCGCUCUGGCGCCGCGGCCCUCCCGCACCCGCACCCGCACACGCACCCGCACACGUCCUGGUCCCCGCCACCGCCCCCAUCCCGUCCCGCUCCGCCCGCCGCAAGGCCAUUAAGCGCAAGCGCCGCAGGCUGGAGAGCGGCGCAGCCGAGCCCAAGGACGCCGGGUCCGAGUGGCCUCUCGCGCCGUCUCCACCCGCCUCCCCAAAAGCCUGGCCCGACGCCUCCGCCUCCGCCUCCUCCCCCGCGAAGCCGCCGCCGCCUUCGCCCGGCUCGCUCGCGCAGCGGGAGGCCCUCCGCGCCGCGGAGGAGUUCUUCUCCAACCUCUUCUCGGACGACGACGAGGGGUCCGAGUCGGAGGGCGAUGAUGAGGCCGCGGCGGCGGGGUUCUUCACGAGGUUGUUCGAGCGGGACGCGGCGCUGCGGGGCUACUACGAGCGGGGCUGGGAGGAGGGGCAGUUCGCGUGCAUGGCGUGCUCGGGGAGGAAGGCGCGGAGGGGGAAGUCGAGAAGGUUCCGGGGCUGCGUCGGGCUCGUGCAGCACGCGCGCGCCGCCACGCGUUACGGGAGACCGGGGGUGCACCGCGCGCUCGCCUGCGUCAUCUGCAGCGUGCUCGGGUGGGACAUCGAGAGGCUGCCGAGCAUCGUGAUCGACCCCCGCGGCACACUCGGGCAAGCGCUCGCCGCCCUGGCCACGGCGAGUGUUCAAGAGGCGAAGAAUGAUGAUACUGAGGAGAACAAUGGCUCUUCGAGUGACGAGGAUGAAGAGAAGGAGGAUGUCGAGACAGGGAUGAAAGGCUCAAUUACUGAUGGUGAUAAAGUGGCUAAUGAACUAGAAAUCAGUAAAGAGUCUGCUGAAAUGGAGGAUGUGGAAGAAAUUGGCCCACUGAAUUGUGAAGACCAUUCUAAAAACAAAGUGAUUGGUCAUGAAACUGUUCAGGAGGAGGAUGCUGUCAAGACAGGGAUGGAAGACUCUAAAAGUACUGAUUGUGAGAAAGAGGCUAAUGAACUAGAGGGCGGUAAAGAGUCUGCUGAAAAGGAGGUUAUGGAAGAAAUAGGCCCACUGAAUUGUGAAGACAUUUCUAAUGAAGUGCACUGUAAUGAAACUGUCCAGGUGGUUAAUGGGAACAAGGAUGAUUCUUUGAGCCAAGAUAAUAAUGGAGAAGUUCAUCAGCAGGAGAUAGCUAAAGAAUCUGCUGAACAGAAGAAUACAAAGGAUCUGUACCUGCCGAGCUCCAAAGACUCAUGUACAAAUGAGGAGCACUAUGAAGAAGCUGCUGUCCAAGAGGAACUAAGUGCUAAUGAGAGUAAAAAAGAAUGUGCUAAAACUGCAGAUGAUACUAAAGAUAUUGCUGCCACUAGAUUAGGAAACAAUUCGUCAAUGGUACCUCCAAUCGCCAUCUGUUUUGUAUCAACAUGAUUGAAUUAAUCUGCUCUCUCGCAAGUCACAGGUCUCGGGAUGUCAGGCCCUAAAUCAAAAGGCAAUAUGUGUAUAAGCCUUGGUUUCAAACUUGCUCGUGAUGAACUAGAUAUUACCUACAAUUGAUUUUUAUCAGUUGCAUCAUUGCAUGGCAUGCAGAAACAA